Messenger RNA from Helianthus annuus (common sunflower), 2894 nucleotides. Its product is annotated as silicon efflux transporter LSI2. The transcript is spliced from 4 exons. The record is from RefSeq and is a predicted model, not a curated record. NCBI's taxonomy places the organism in Eukaryota, Viridiplantae, Streptophyta, Magnoliopsida, Asterales, Asteraceae. The coding region runs from base 1082 to 2695 and encodes 537 amino acids. Gene Ontology annotation, biological process: transmembrane transport. Gene Ontology annotation, cellular component: membrane.
UGUUAAAACCAAAAAUACUCUACAUUGUAGAAAAGUAAUAACAUAAUGAUCUCUUAGCCUAGUGGUCAAGGGAAAGGUAGGUUUAAAUCCAUGCAAGGAUGAUUUUAAAACUAACUUGAUUAAUUAGUAACCCGAUUAGCAACAUACUAACUGUACACCGUUAAAAAAGUAAUAACAUCAUACUUGUUGAAUUUUGUACCAAUUAAUUUGUGUUGUGCCUUUUACCAAAUUGUUUGUAAGCUACCGGUAUUAAUAUGUAUAUGUAAUGGUGUCUUAUAGGAGAUUGAUAAGUCUCGUGAUAAACAAUAGUGUAGAUUUAAGAGUGUGUAUGCUUGUGGUUCUAGAAAAUUAAUUAUUAUUGUACAUAAACAACAACUUCAAUUUAUAUAUACGGAGAUUCUAUUGCGAUGUGUUUUUAACAUACAAAAUGUAGGAAACCACAAUAAUGUAAUACGUGUUUGGGGACGAGCAAGUGGUAUAUGCGUCAAUAUAGAUCCGUGCUAUAAUUGCACAACAUGUAUAAAUAAUUGUCUACAAUAUUAAAGUUCCAUCGGAAAAAAAGUACAUCAAAUCUUAACCCAAAAAAAGUACAUCAAAUCUUAACCCAUCUAGAGUUUAUACUAGCACAUGUCAUAUUAAAGUUCGCAUGUUUACCUAUCCAUUUUUGCUCUUUCCGUCGGAAAAAAAAAGUACAUCAACUUUUAACCCAUCUAUAGUUUAUACUAGCACAUGUCAUAUUAAAGUUCGUAUGUUUGCCUAUCCAAUUGCUAUAAAUUGAUAACAAAACGUUGUUUUAUUUUUCAAAAGUUAAAAACAAAACAAAACAAAACAAAAAUAAAAGUGGUCCACAUUUUUUGUAUUUCGUAGACAUUAAAAGCUGGCAGUCCGAUUGCUUAUCUCUCGGUGUGUCCCUCUUAUACCCACAAACACUUCGUACCAAACCUUCUCAAGUCGACACUGUUGUACAAAUAUCCCAAUUCUACUUGUUUGAUAUAGAUUUAGAUUCAGAUUCAGAUUCCAGGUCAGCCUUCUGCAGCUCCAUCAUCAACUAGGGUGAUUGUUAUCCAACUGUGUGUGGAUCAUGGUUCUAGCUCCUUCAAUCAAGGUGGUUCUAGGCUGUCUUGCCUUUGGUAUCUUUUGGGUAUUGGCGGUUUUUCCUGCUGUCCCGUUUAUGCCCAUCGGAAGAACCGCAGGCUCCCUUCUUGGUGCCAUGCUCAUGGUUCUGUUUCAAGUUAUAACCCCGGAUCAAGCGUUUGAAGCUAUUGAUCUUCCAAUUCUUGGUCUUCUGUUUGGGACAAUGGUUGUGAGUGUUUAUCUUGAACGCGCCGAUAUGUUCAAGUAUCUAGGCAAGUUGCUUUCAUGGAAAAGUCAAGGAUCAAAGGACUUGUUGUGUAGAAUUUGCUUGGUAUCUGCAAUCUCGAGUGCUUUUUUCACUAAUGACACAUCUUGUGUUGUGUUGACCGAGUUUGUACUCAAAAUUGCCAGACAACAAAACCUCCCACCCCAUCCAUUUUUACUAGCACUCGCGUCCAGUGCCAAUAUUGGAUCUGCUGCUACACCUAUUGGUAACCCUCAAAAUCUAGUCAUAGCAGUUCAAAGUAAAAUACCCUUUGGGGAAUUCUUGUUUGGGAUCGCAGCUUCAAUGGUGGUCGGCAUUUGUGUGAACGCCUCGAUUCUGUUAUGCAUGUUUUGGAAGUUGUUAUCUGUUCAGAAAGAUGAAGAGGAGCCUCCUGUUGAAGUAACCCCUGAAGAAGAUGUGAAUUCCCAUAGGUUUUCACCUGCUACAAUGUCUCAUCUUACGUCGCAAAAUUCUCAUGAAUUCAAUGCUUAUUUGGAAGCCAUGAGUAUUCACAGCUCGCCAAGCGUUAAUGGCCACAUAGAUAAUAAUACUCUUAGGAACCGUGUAGGUGGUUCCGGUGACAAUGAGAUUCAUAGAGAUGAAAAUGUCUCGAAAGAUGUUACGGACAGUGGAUCGUCACAGAAGAAGGAUGAGCGACUUGUGUCAAGGGUAUCCUCGACGCACGGAUUCAUGAGUAGGACUUCUGAUUUGGGUUUGGAGGAUAUUGAUGAAAAGUCUGCUAAAUGGAAGAUAAUAUUGUGGAAAGUAGGAGUGUAUACGAUUACUGUAGGAAUGUUGGUUUCGUUUCUAAUGGGAUUAAAUAUGUCGUGGACCGCCAUUACAGCCGCAUUGGCUCUCGUGAUUCUUGAUUUCAAGGAUGCCCGACCAUGCUUAGAGAAGGUUUCUUAUUCACUGUUGGUAUUCUUUUGUGGAAUGUUUGUGACCGUUGAAGGCUUUAAUAGAACUGGAAUCCCAAGUGCAGUAUGGGAUUUUAUGGAACCUUAUGCGCGAAUUGAUCACAUCAGUGGUGUAGCAAUUCUUGGAGUGGUCAUAGUUGUUCUCUCGAAUCUGGCUUCAAAUGUGCCAACAGUGUUGUUGCUUGGAGGAAGGGUAGCGGCCGCGGCGGCCAGCAUAUCGCCAGAAAAAGAGAAGAAAGCGUGGCUAAUAUUGGCCUGGGUGAGCACGGUGGCCGGAAACCUUUCACUGCUUGGGUCAGCAGCCAAUCUGAUUGUGUGUGAACAAGCUCGCCGUGCUCAGCAUUUUGGGUACAAUCUUACCUUCUGGACUCAUCUUAAAUUUGGUGUCCCUUCCACCAUAAUAGUCACAGCUAUUGGGUUGAUACUCAUAAGGACAUAAACAUACAUAAAUUUAGAACAAUUUUGCUUUGCAAAUUUUGUUUUGUAAAUCCAAUGUUGUAUAAUAUUCAUUUCCACGUACACUUGUCCUAGCUUGUUAUUUUCUUUUUCUCACGUUUGUAAGGUAAAAUAAUAACAAUGCCCAAUCCAUAUGUAAAUACAAUAUGUGAUGAUACUCAGCUUUCUUAAUUUGUUAUUAA